CAAGAUCUGGGGUUAAGAGCUCCAAGCCCUAGGUUAACCAGAAAGGGGCAGACAGGUGGACAGGUCUGGUCCCUCUUGAGUCCUCCAGCCAUGAGGCUCCUCUCGGGGCUGAUCUGGGCAUCCAGCUUCUUUGUUUUGUCUCUGCAGAAACCCAGGCUGCUCCUGUUUUCUCCUUCCGUGGUUCACCUGGGGGUCCCCCUGUCGGUGGUGGUGCAGCUCCAGGAUGCUCCCCCUGGACAGGUGGUGAAGGGAUCAGUGUUCCUGAGAAACCCAUCCAGCCUGAGUUCCCUCUGCUCCCCAAAGGUGGACUUCACCCUCAGCUCAGAAAAAACCUUCAUACUCCUGAGCCUCCAGAUCCCCCUGAAAGGUGUAAAAAACUGUGGCCUCCAUCGCCUCCUCAGAGGCCCUGAGGUCCAGCUGGUGGCCCAGUCGCCAUGGCUGAAGGACUCUCUUUCCAAAGAGACAAACGUUCAGGGCGUCAACCUUCUCUUCUCAUCUCGCCGGGGGCAUCUCUUUCUGCAGACUGACCAACCUGUUUAUAACCCUGGCCAGCGGGUUCGGUAUCGGGUCUUUGCUCUGGAUCAAAAGAUGCGCCCCUCCACUGACACCCUCACGCUCAUGGUGGAGAACUCUCACGGUCUCCUUGUGCAGAAGAGGGAGGUGUAUGUUCCCUCCUCCAUCUUCCAGGAUGACUUUGUGAUCCCAGACAUCUCAGAGCCGGGGACUUGGAAGAUCUCAGCCCGAUUCUCAGAUAGCCUGGAAUCCAACAGCAGCACCCAGUUUGAAGUGAAGAAAUAUGUCCUUCCCAACUUUGAGGUGAAGAUUGUCCCUGGAAAACCCUACAUCCUGUCAGCACCUGGCUUCCUUGGUGAAAUCCAAUUAGACAUCCAAGCCAGGUACAUCUAUGGGAAGCCAGUGCAGGGAGUGGCCUACGUGCGCUUUGGGCUCCUGGGUGAGGAGGGUGACAAGACUUUCCUUCGGGGACUGGAGAGUCAGACCAAGCUGGUAGAUGGCCAGUGCCAUAUCUCCCUCUCAAAGGCUGAGUUUCAGGAUGCCCUGAAGAAGCUUAAUGUCAGCAUUACUGACCUCCCAGGGCUGCGCCUCUAUGUCGCUGCAGCCAUCAUUGAGUCUCCAGGGGGGGAAAUGGAGGAGGCAGAGCUCACCACCUGGUGUUUCGUGUCAUCUCCCUUCUCCUUGGACCUUAGCAACACCAAGCGACACCUCGUGCCUGGGGCCCCCUUUCUGCUGCAGGGCCUGGUCCGUGACUUGUCGGGCUCCCCAGCCUCUGGCAUUCCUGUCAAAGUCUCUGCUACCUUGUCUUCUGGAUCUGCAUCUAGACCCCAGGACCAUCAGCAAAACACAGAUGGGCGUGGCCAAGUCAUCAUUCCCAUAGUCAUCCCGCAGAGCACCUCAGAAGUGCAGCUCUUGGUGUCUGCAGGCUCGCCCCACCCAGCCGUAGCCAGGCUCAUCGUGAGAGCUCCGCCCUCGGGAAGCUCCAAGUUUCUGUCCAUCGAGCGAGUGGAUCAUCGACCUCCUCGUGCUGGGGACACUCUCAGUCUGAACCUGCGCGCCAUGGGCAUCAGUGGGGACAGCUUUUCUCAUUACUACUACAUGAUCCUAUCUCGGGGCCAGAUCGUUUCUGUGAAUCGAGAGCCCAGGAGGACCCUGACCUCAGUCUCCGUGUUUGUGGACCACCACCUGGCACCCUCCUUCUACUUUGUGGCCUUCUACUAUCAUGGGGGCCUCCCAGUGGCCAAUUCCCUGCGGGUGGACGUCCAGGCUGGGGCCUGUGAGGGCAAGCUGGAGCUGAACGUGGAUGACAGCAAGGAGUAUCAUCCUGGGGAGACUGUAAAGCUCCACCUGCAAACAGAUUCUCCAGCCCUGGUGGCGCUGGGAGCUGUGGACACGGCUUUGUAUGCUGUGGGUGGCAGGUCCCGCAAGCCCCUCGACAUGGACAAGGUCUUUGAAGUUAUGAAUGGCUAUGACCUUGGCUGUGGUCCUGGGGGUGGGGACACUGCCCUUCAGGUGUUCCAGGCAGCAGGCCUGGCCUUUUCUGAUGGAGACCAAUUGACUUCAGCCAGAAAGGGUCUUAGCUGUCCCAAGGAGAAGAAAACCCGGAAAAAGAGAAAUGUGAACUUCCAAAAGGCGAUUAAUGAGAAGCUGGGCCAGUAUGCUUCCCCAUUAGCCAAGCGCUGCUGCCAGGAUGGGCUCACCCGGCUGCCCAUGACACGCUCCUGUGAGCAGCGGAUGGCCCGCGUGCAGCAGCUGGACUGCCGGGAGCCCUUCCUAUCCUGCUGCAAAUUUGCUGAGGGCCUGCGCAAGAAGGCCCGGGCCAGGGGCCAAGUGGGCCUUGCCCGAGCCCUGGAGAUCCUGCAGGAGGAGGACCUGAUGGAUGAAGAUGACAUUCCUGUGCGCAGCUUCUUCCCAGAGAACUGGCUCUGGAGAGUGGAAAGAGUGGACCGUUUCUACCAAUCGUCACAGCUGCUCCCUGACUCUCUGACCACAUGGGAGAUCCAUGGCGUGAGCUUGUCCCAAAGCACAGGCCUCUGUGUCGCCACCCCGGCCAGGAUCCGAGUAUUCCGUGAAUUCCAUCUGCAUCUUCGUCUGCCUGUCUCUGUCCGCCGCUUUGAGCAGCUGGAGCUGCGGCCUGUCCUCUACAAUUACCUGGAUCAAAAUAUGACCGUGAGCGUCCACGUGUCCCCGGUGGAGGGCCUGUGCCUGGCUGGGGGCGGAGGGCUGGCCCAGCAGGUGUUGGUGCCUGCAGGCUCUGCCCGGCCCAUUGGCUUCUCUGUGGUGCCCAUGACAGCUGCCGCUGUGUCUCUGAAGGUGGUAGCUCGAGGGUCUUUGGAGUUCCCUGUGGGAGAUGCAGUGUCUAAGAUUCUACAAAUUGAGAAGGAAGGGGCCAUCCACAUGGAAGAACUUGUGUAUGAACUCAACCCCCUGGACCACCGAGGGCGGACCUUGGAAAUCCCUGGCAACUCUGACCCCAAUAUUAUCCCUGAUGGAGAUUUCAGCAGCUUCGUCAGGGUCACAGCCUCAGAUCCACUGGACACUUUGGGCUCUAAGGGGGCUUUGUCACCAGGAGGCCUGGCUUCCCUCCUGAGGCUCCCCCAGGGCUGUGGGGAACAGACCAUGCUCUACUUGGCCCCAACCCUGGCUGCUUCCCGCUACCUGGACAAGACAGAGCAGUGGAGCACCCUGCCUCCUGAGACCAAGGACCGCGCUGUAGAUCUGAUCCAGAAAGGCUACCUGCGGAUCCAGCAGUUCCGGAAAACAGAUGGUUCCUAUGGGGCUUGGUUGCAUCGAGACAGCAGCACCUGGCUCACGGCCUUUGUGCUGAAGGUACUGAGUUUGGCUCAGGAACAGGUGGGCGGCUCACCUGAAAAGCUGCAGGAGACGGCCAGGUGGCUGCUGUCCCAGCAGCAGGCUGAUGGUUCCUUCCAGGACCCCUGUCCAGUUAUCCACAGGGCCAUGCAGGGGGGCUUGGUGGGAGAUGAUGAGACUGAGGCACUCACAGCCUUUGUGGUCAUUGCCCUUCAUCACGGGCUGGCUGUCUUCCAGGAAAGAAGUGCAGAGCAGCUGAAGCAGGGAGUGGAAAACUCCAUCUCAAAGGCAAACUCGUUCUUGGGGGAGAAAGCAAGUGCUGGGCUCCUGGGUGCCCAUGCAGCAGCCAUCUCAGCCUAUGCCCUGACGCUGACCAGGGCCCCAGAGGACCUGCAGGAUGUUGCCCACAACAACCUCAUGGGCAUGGCCCAGGAGACUGGUGACAACCUGUAUUGGGGCUCAGUCACCGGAUCUCAGAGCAAUGUUGCAUCGCCUACCUUGGCUCCUCACAGCCCAACAGACCCCGUGCCCCGGGCCCCAGCCGUGUGGAUUGAAACCACGGCCUAUGGCCUGCUGCAUCUGCUGCUUCGGGAGGGCAAGGCAGAGAUGGCUGACCAGGCUGCAGCCUGGCUCACCCACCAGGGCAGUUUCCAGGGGGGAUUCCGCAGCACCCAGGACACGGUGAUGGCCCUGGAUGCUCUGUCUGCAUUCUGGAUCGCUUCCCACACCACUGAGGAGAGGGAGCUCAAUGUGACUCUCAGCUCCAUGGGGCGCAAUGGGCUCAAGUCUCACGUGCUGCAGCUUAACAACCACCAAAUUCGGGGGCUGGAGGAGGAGCUGCAGUUUUCCUUGGGCAGCAAGAUUAAUGUGAAGGUAGGAGGAAACAGCAAAGGAACCCUGAAGGUCCUUCGUACCUACAACAUCCUGAACAUGAAGAACACGACCUGCCAGGAUCUUCAGAUUGAAGUGACAGUCACGGGCCAUGUCGAGUAUAUGAUGCAAGCAAACGAGGACUAUGAGGACUAUGAAUACGAUGAGUUUGGAGACGACCCAGGGGCCUAUUCCCAGCCAGUGACCCGCCUGCAGCUGUUUGAGGGACGGAGGAGCCGCCGUCGGAGAGAUGCACCCAAGGUGGCUGAUGAACAGGAAUCCAGAGUGCAGUACACGGUGUGCAUCUGGCAGAAUGGGAAGGUGGGGCUGUCAGGCAUGGCCAUUGCAGACAUCACUCUCCUGAGCGGGUUCAACGCCCUGCGGGCAGACCUGGAAAAGCUGACCUCCCUCGCUGACCGUUAUGUGAGUCACUUUGAGACCGAGGGGCCCCACGUCUUGCUGUACUUUGACUCGGUCACCACCCACCGGGAGUGCGUGGGCUUUGGAGCGGUGCAGGAAGUGGCCAUAGGGCUGGUGCAGCCUGCCAGUGCAGCUCUGUAUGACUACUACAACCCUGAGUACAAAUGUUCUGUAUUUUAUGGGGCACCAACUAAGCACAAACUCUUGUCCACACUGUGCUCGGCUGAUGUCUGCCAGUGUGCUGAGGGGAAGUGCCCUCGACAGCGUCGUGCCCUGCAGCAGGGGCUGCAGGAUGAGGAUGGGUUCAGAAUGAAGUUUGCCUGCUACUACCCUCGUGUGGAGUACGGGUUCCAGGUUAAGGUUCUCCGAGAAGAUGGCAGAGCUGCUUUCCGCCUCUUUGAGACAAGUAUCACCCGAGUCCUGCACUUCACAAAGGAUGUCAAGGCCACUGCUGGUCAGACCCGGAACUUCCUGGUUCGAGCCUCUUGCCGCCUUCGCUUGGAACCUGGGAAAGAAUAUUUGAUCAUGGGUUUGGAUGGGACUACUCAUGACCUCAAGGGAGACCCCCAGUACCUGCUGGACUCGAAUAGCUGGAUCGAGGAGAUGCCUUCAGAACGCCUGUGCCGGACCACCCGCCAGCGGGCAGCCUGUGCCCAGCUCAACGACUUCCUCGAGGAGUAUGGCAGUCAGGGGUGCCAGGUGUAAGGGCUCUCCCCCACCUCCUCAGGAAGAGCCCGAAGCGGGGAGUGGUGCCGCCUGGAUGGUUGUGCAUCCUGUCCCCUGAACACAGCCCCAGGGCAGGGCCAGGGAUUCAAUAAAGGCAUUUGGCAGCAAA
This is a messenger RNA of Manis pentadactyla (Chinese pangolin), 5449 nucleotides long. It is a transcript of the gene C4A, whose product is annotated as complement C4A (Rodgers blood group). Lineage: Eukaryota; Metazoa; Chordata; Mammalia; Pholidota; Manidae. Gene Ontology annotation, cellular component: extracellular region. Gene Ontology annotation, biological process: complement activation; inflammatory response. The record is from RefSeq and is a predicted model, not a curated record. Bases 91 to 5319 code for a protein of 1742 amino acids. Gene Ontology annotation, molecular function: protein binding; endopeptidase inhibitor activity. The transcript has 41 exons.